Molecule: messenger RNA, 2076 nt
Organism: Ipomoea triloba (trilobed morning glory)
Lineage: Eukaryota; Viridiplantae; Streptophyta; Magnoliopsida; Solanales; Convolvulaceae
Product: protein NRT1/ PTR FAMILY 4.3-like
Exons: 5
Coding region: 102-1898 (598 amino acids)
Biological process (GO): transmembrane transport
Cellular component (GO): membrane
Molecular function (GO): transmembrane transporter activity
Source: RefSeq, a predicted model, not a curated record
CAAGAGAGAAUUGAAACUGCCCCUUUCUUCAAAAUAUUCUUUCUAUCUAUAAUCUCCUUUUGGUCUUUCAAGAAAGACAGAAAAACUGAAGCUUUGUGAGAAUGGAUAUGGAGAGAGGAAGGAGGCAAGAGCAAGACAACAACAAUGAUGUUUCCGAGGAAACAACAACCACCCUUGACUGGAGAGGCAGACCUGCGAAUCCUAGUAAACAUGGCGGAAUGAGAGCCGCUGCUUUUGUUCUUGGGCUGCAAGGAUUUGAGAUAAUGGCGAUAGCGGCGGUUGGGAACAACCUGAUAACAUAUGCGAUAAAUGAGAUGCACUUUUCGCUGUCAAAGUCUGCCAACAUAGUGACAAACUUUGUUGGAACUGUCUUCAUCUUAGCCCUCCUUGGUGGAUACCUCUCUGAUUCUUAUCUUGGUUGCUUCUGGACCAUGCUUAUCUUCGGCUUUGUCGAACUCUCUGGUUUUAUAUUGUUGUCUGUGCAAGCUCAUCUGCCACAGCUGAAACCAGGAGAGUGCAACAUGGUAUUAGAAGGGGGGAAUUGUGAGGAGGCGAAGGGGUUUAAGGCGCUGAUAUUCUUUGUGGCGUUAUAUUUGGUGGCAUUAGGGAGUGGGUGUGUGAAGCCCAACAUGAUCGCCCAUGGAGCCGACCAAUUCAGCCAAGAAAACCCAACACAAUCUAAGCUUCUUUCUAGGUACUUUAAUGCUGCGUAUUUUGCCUUCUCCAUGGGGGAGCUCGUGGCGCUCACGCUCCUCGUCUGGCUGCAAACCCACUCCGGCAUGGACGUCGGCUUCGGCGUCUCCGCCGCCGUCAUGGCCGUGGGGUUAAUCACCUUGAUCUCCGGCGCCCUUCUCUACCGGAAUAAGCCCCCUCAGGGACACAUUGUCACCCCCAUUGCUCAAGUUUUUGUGGCAGCGUUUUUGAAGAGAAAACAUGAACUUCCAUCUGAUCCAGGGAUGCUUCAUGGGAGCCACACCUCCAUGUCUCAUGAUGCUGUCACUCUUCAUUAUAGUAAUGGAUUCAGGUUUUUGGACAAGGCUUGUAUCAAAAGCCAAGAGGGAGCAAGCAACACAAAGGAGAGUCCAUGGAGGCUAUGCAAUGUGACACAAGUGGAUCAAGUGAAGACACUAAUCUCAGUGAUCCCAAUCUUCGCAUGCACCAUUGUCUUCAACACCAUUCUAGCCCAGCUCCAAACAUUCUCAGUCCAACAAGGCAGCGCCAUGAACACACACCUAACAAAAACCUUCCAAAUCCCUCCCGCAUCUCUCCAGGCCAUCCCUUACCUCAUCCUCAUCUUCCUCGUCCCUUUCUACGACGCCUUCCUCGUCCCCCUCGCCCGCCGCCUCUCCGGCCAGGCCGACGGCGUCACGCCGCUGCAGCGCAUCGGCCUCGGCCUCUUCUUUUCCACCUUCUCCAUGGUCGCCGCCGCCGCCGUGGAGCACAAGCGGCGAACCGCCGCCGUGAAAUCCGGCGAAAUUAUCUCCAUCUUCUGGAUCGCGCCGCAGUACGUCAUCUUCGGAAUCUCCGAAAUGUUCACCGCCGUCGGCCUCAUUGAAUUCUUCUACAAGCAGCCGUUGAAGGGAAUGCAAGCUUUCGCCACCGCCAUAACUUACUGCUCUUACUCCUUCGGCUUUUAUCUCAGCUCUGUGCUGGUCUCUCUUAUCGAUAAGAUCACUUCUCCUUCCUAUAAUGGCGGCUGGCUUUCAGAUAAUAAUCUGAAUAAAGACAGACUCGAUCUCUUCUACUGGUUCCUCGCAACCUUGAGCUUCCUUAACUUCCUCAACUAUCUGUUCUGGGCGAGAUGGUAUUCGCGGAAGCGGUCGUCUUCCUCAGCCUCGCCGCCAUUCCACCAUGAAUUCAUCAGUACUAAAAAGAUUGCUGGGAGUGAUGAUAUAUAGAAUGGAAUGCCUAUAAUUUACUUAUUAUUAGUUAUAUCAUUAUGUGAAAUAUAUAAUAUAAUGGUAAUUAUAUUUUCUCAAUAUUUGUUAAUUAGGCUUUUGUACUUAGCAUUUACGUCCAUGCCUCUAUCUAGCGGCAGGCUAAUAUAAUCUAUAAAAUCGUAGAGUUUAAUGCGCA